This is a messenger RNA of Aspergillus alliaceus, 2515 nucleotides long. Its product is annotated as protein phosphatase 2A structural subunit TPD3. Lineage: Eukaryota; Fungi; Ascomycota; Eurotiomycetes; Eurotiales; Aspergillaceae. The record is from RefSeq and is a predicted model, not a curated record. Gene Ontology annotation, cellular component: protein phosphatase type 2A complex; cytoplasm. The transcript has 10 exons. Gene Ontology annotation, biological process: protein dephosphorylation. Gene Ontology annotation, molecular function: protein phosphatase regulator activity. Bases 415 to 2265 code for a protein of 616 amino acids.
CUUGCACCAGCCACAAGUCCAUGCUUUCCAAAGUCAACUGUGACCAGCAGACCGUCAACCUUCACAAUAUUCCUCCAGAACAAAAGCUUCCCCUCCACUCGCAAUCUCCUUCAAAUCUAUUCCCACCUUUUUCCAUUCUCCAUCUUUUUUGAUUCCAGAACAAUUUAAUAUCUUAUGAUCCACUAACGUCCGACGAUUGUUCGCUCGGUGCUAGUCCAAUUGUCGAGGCUCUGCACAUUGUCGUCACUUUAUAUUCCCUUCUUAGAACCUUUCCUCCCCUUCAUAAUUAUCGCCGCGUUCGCGUGAUAUCGAAUCGAUCUGUGGUCUGAGUGAGGACUUGGACCUGUCACGUCCUCGCCUCUCUAAUCGUCUCCUUUGUUCGAUAUCUUAAAAUAUACAUACAAUAAAUUCGCCAUGGAGGGUCAGGGUGAAAACGACGAGCUCUACCCUAUCGCCGUUCUUAUUGACGAGUUGAAGCAUGACGAUGUCCUCAUCCGCCUCAAUGCUAUACACCGUGUUUCCACCAUUGCGUUGGCCUUAGGGGCCGAGAGGACCCGGGAGGAACUCAUUCCUUUCCUUGACGAUUCUGUUGAGGAUGAAGAUGAAGUCUUGACUGCACUGAGCGAAGAACUAGGCAACUUCGUAGAAUAUGUCGGUGGCCCAGAGUAUGGGCAUGUUCUUCUUUCCCCCCUGGAGAACCUGGCGGCUAUUGAGGAACCUUUGGUCAGAGAGAAGGCUGUUGAAUCUCUCAACAAGAUUGGCGAGCAGUUGUCGGAGAAGCAGAUUGAAGAACAUUUCAUUCCUAUGGUCCUACGCCUGUCAAAAGCCGACUGGUUCACCUCAAAAGUCUCUGCAACCGGCCUUUAUUGUAUCCCAUACAGGAAGUCUGGUCAAGGAUUGCAGCAGAGUCUCCGGCAAUAUUUCGGGGGUCUGGUACAUGAUGACACACCCAUGGUAAGAAGACAGGCAGCCAAUAAUCUGGCGAAGUUCGUCAAGGAAAUGAAGACUCCAGUUGUCAUCGAAGAAAUGAUACCCUUAUUCCAAUACUUGGCCAGCGAUGACCAGGACAGUGUACGCUUGCUUACAGUGGAUAUUCUCAUUGCGAUCGCCGAAGAGAUCCCCAAGGAGCAGCAGCCUAGCCAUGGUGUCCUGUUGACAUCCUUACGGAACCUCUUUGAGGAUAAGAGCUGGAGAGUCAGAUACAUGGUUGCCGACAGAUACGAAAAGAUCGCCAAAGCCGUUCACGAAGAAGUCAUCACUCGGGACAUGGUACCCUCAUUCGUUAAGCUCUUGAAGGAUACGGAGGCUGAAGUCCGUACUGCGAUCGCUGGCCAGAUUCCCGGUUUCUGCAGCUUGAUUGACCGCGAGACGCUGCUUAAUGAAAUAAUGACUAGCGUGGAAGAUCUUGUUUCGGACCCAUCUCAGCACGUGCGUGCCGCUUUGGGCACACAGAUUAGCGGGCUUGCCCCGAUUCUUGGAAAGGAAGAGACUAUCGCUCAUCUUCUUCCUAUGUUCCUCCAAAUGCUUAAAGACGAGUUCCCUGAUGUCCGUCUGCACAUUAUCUCAAAGUUGGAGUUGGUCAACAAGGUUAUUGGGAUUGAGCUGCUGUCUCAGUCACUUCUUCCCGCUAUCGUGCAAUUGGCAGAAGAUAAGCAAUGGCGUGUCCGCCUUGCUAUCAUCGAAUAUAUUCCCCUUCUUGCCAGCCAGUUGGGCGUCAAGUUCUUCGACGAGCAACUCAGCGAUCUCUGUAUGAGCUGGCUUGGUGAUACCGUCUUCUCUAUCAGAGAGGCCGCCACGCAGAACUUGAGAAAGCUCACAGAGGUCUUUGGGGUUGACUGGGCCAAGGGCUCUAUUAUCCCCAAGGUCAUGGCCAUGGGACAGCACCCCAAUUAUCUGUAUAGAAUGACAACGUGCUUUGCCAUCUCUACACUCGCACCUGUCGUCUCUCUAGAUAUCAUUGAGAACUCGAUUCUCCCCAUCCUGGAUAGACUGGUCACGGACGAAAUCCCAAACAUUCGGUUUAAUGUUGCUAAGUCCUAUGCUGUGUUGAUCGACACAUUGCGACGCCUGCCGGCGGAGGGGACUUUGGCUGGCGUGGAAAAGGCCGGAAAGUCCGCAACGCCAUCGCCGCGGAGUCAGGACCUUAUUCAGCAGAGAAUUAUUCCCAGCUUGGAGAAGCUUCAAGCAGAUGAGGAUGUGGAUGUCAGGUACUUUGCAACAACUGCUACGGGCGGUAAUGACGAGAUCAUGCAGACUUCACCAUAAGCUGAAGAUCUAGCUAGAUAGAUGCUCACACGCUGUAAGAAGGCCUUUCAGUGCGAGUGGGAAAUGAUACACCGGCACUCACACUACUUUUGGGAGGACUGUCAUUUUGUUAACUUAGAAAUAGUCAGAGCAUCUGACUGGCAUGAAAUGGCCCAUGGCGUUUUCAAUGUAGAGUCUCUUUUUUAUUUCUAUAUCUUUGGUCCACUAUGAAUAAUCGUGCAAAAACCACUUAAAACCUAGGCACUCGGUC